Pyrenophora tritici-repentis Pt-1C-BFP is the source of this 3930-nucleotide messenger RNA. NCBI's taxonomy places the organism in Eukaryota, Fungi, Ascomycota, Dothideomycetes, Pleosporales, Pleosporaceae. The record is from RefSeq and is a predicted model, not a curated record.
AUGAACGGCUUCAGCGGUACCAGCGAUGCCGGCGGCAUGUAUGUCAAGGCCCUCUACGACUACCAGGCCGACGACCGCACCAGUCUGAGCUUCCGGACCGGCGACAUAAUACAGGUUAUCACCCAGCUGGAGAGCGGGUGGUGGGACGGAGUCAUUCACGGUGUCCGCGGCUGGUUCCCGAGCAACUACUGCGCCGUCGUCCAGCGGCCGAGUGAAGAUGUCGAAGACGAUCGAGAGGGAGCCGAUGCAGACGACGACCAUGAUGCGCGGUCCGUUAGUGGCGCAGAGGGCGACUACUCGGACGCCGACUCACUGAGCGCCGGCAACGACACCAUACUACCCAUCGAGCGCAAUGGGCCGCACGACAAGGAGGAAGAGGCGGCCUUUUGGAUACCCCAAGCUACACCAGACGGAAGGUUGUUCUACUUCAACACCCUGACUGGUGUCAGCACAAUGAACCUCCCCUUGGAAUCGCCUUCUGCCAACGAGAGCGGCCCGCGCAACCGCACCGAUGUCUUUAUUCCUGAAAUGUCGCGACCGCCCGCUGAGCUACUAGCAUCAGGCUCCGGGUACAACAUGGAGGACACGGACGAUGAAACGUCAGCAUCCGACUUUGAAGGUCCGGGCAACAAGGGCUCGUACAGCUCCCGGCACAGGCAGCGCCUGUCCGGUGGCCUCUCGUCGGCUACCUCGAUGGAGUCAAUGAACGCCGGCUACCCCAACCGGUCGUACGAUCAAAGUGGUAUGAGCUUUGCAGCUUCCACUGCCAUCCCUCCCACAGGUACCACAGCUACCUCGUUUGCGAAUAGCCCUGGCCUAAGUGGUACCGACGGCACGUCCCGAAAAUUCUACGACGAUGUGAGCCCUGUGCCCCUUACCUGGAACAGGAUGGUCGAGGACAUGCGACGCGCAAUCGAGCGGUAUAAGCAGGCCAUAAACAACAGCGACAGAUCAGAGUUCGUGAAGCGUGCAGAGGACAUAUCGGACCACCUCCGUUUAUUGCUGGCUGCCGGGUCUGGGACAACCGACAACCACUCCGGCAACCCAUCCAUCAUAUCCACUAACAAAGCCCUAUAUCCCCACUUUCGAGAAACCAUGUCCCGCUUCUCCAAACUGGUUUUGUCUUCACACAUUGCUGCAUCCGAUUUCCCACCUCCGGAUUCCUACUCCAAGUGCUUGAAAGAGGCCGAGGGCGUCCUGAAUGGUGUAUUUGGAUUCGUCGAAGUAGCGCGUCAGCAGCGGGGCGAAGAGAUUCCCCGCCUUGUACCUGGAUUUGUAGUAGGCAACCUCACAGGAGGCAGCUGGCAAAAUAACGGAACUGACUCGCACGAUGCAAAUACGUCCUUGUUUUCCGACCUCGAUGACUACGAACCUCCAGUUGAACCGACGCUCAAACUGGACUCUCGCAUACUGGAAAGAUUACAGGACCUGAGGAGGUUAAUCACGUCAAACCUCCGACGACUGGAUGAGCAAUUAGUACUGCGGGAUACAGUCAUAUCGCACAGGAAACAUCAAGCUAUAGGCGAACACGUAUGCAAUACUGCUGGAAAAGUGCUCGAAUCUUGCCGGCCGUGGCUAUCAACCAUUGAACAAAUCAACCUGGCCUCGCUAGAUGCAGAAGUCAACGGGCAACAACUAAAUGAGUUUAGCGUUCAGAAGCAAAAGGCCUACGACGUCGUUUCUGAACUUGUCAUUGCGUGCCAGGGAGUAGCCGCACCACUGGGCGAUGAAUGGGCUGAGCUACGUGGCGACUCUCUUGAGGACCGUAUCAACGCUGUGCGAGCCGUCACCCGGGAUUUGGAAGCGACAUGUACUCAUCAAUACGGAUUGUUGCAGUCUCUGUCAGACACCGUACCUUUAUCAGACAUCGUCAGCCGUGGGGAGUCGCGAAGGAACACUGAUGGCGAACUAGCGAGUCAUGCUCGUGGACCCUCCGGACCUGAGAGACCUUUACUUGGAAACAUCCCCAAGGCAGAGACAUAUAGCGCAGGCACUCCACUUACUGGUGACGACGGCAAGGUCGAGCCUGUACGGUCGGCGAACAGCAACAAGAAGAUCAAGGACUUCUUCGGCGAGGUACCAGUCAUACCACAGCAGGCAAUCGAGGAGACUCCUGAAUUUUUGAAACUUGACCAUGAGGGCGAAAUCUCGUAUGACCACAAGUCCACACCGCCUCAGUUGAAGGGAGGCACUCUGGCUGGCCUUGUAGAGCAGCUGACUCGUCACGACCGUCUCGAUCCAGCAUUCAACAAUACGUUCCUGCUCACCUACCGAUCGUUUACGACUGCUUCAGAGCUUUUCGAGAUGCUGGUAAAGAGAUGGAGUAUACAGCCGCCGCAUGGCUUAGACAAGGACGAUUAUCAGCAUUGGGUGGACAAAAAGCAGAAACCCAUCAGGUUCCGUGUAGUGAACAUCCUCAAGAGUUGGUUUGAUAACUACUGGAUGGAGGGCAAUGAUGAAGAGGCGCGAAUUCUGAUUCAACGAGUGUACAACUUUGCCAAGGAUCACGUCGCAACCACCAGCACUCCUGGAGCUGCACCGCUGAUGACUUCUGUCGAGCAAAGAUCUCGUGGACCGGACAUGCCAACAAAGCGCUUAGUCCUUACCCUGAGUGCCCAGACGCCACAGCCCAUUCUCCCCAAGCACAUGAAGAAGUUGAAGUUCCUUGACAUUGACGCCACAGAGUUUGCUCGCCAACUCACCAUCAUUGAAUCCCGGUUAUAUGGCAAGAUUCGUCCCACCGAGUGCCUGAACAAGACGUGGCAGAAGAAGCUAUCCCCUGGCGAGCCUGACCCAGCUGCGAACGUGAAGGCGCUUAUUCUCCAUUCUAACCAGUUGACGAACUGGGUUGCACAAAUGAUUCUCACUCAACAAGAUGUCAAGCGGAGAGUCAUCGUAAUCAAGCACUUCGUGAAUGUCGCUGAUAAAUGUCGGCAAUUGAACAACUUUUCCACACUAACAUCCAUCAUUUCAGCUUUAGGUACCGCGCCCAUUCAUCGUUUGAAUCGAACAUGGAGUGCCGUCAACCAGCGAUCAAUGGCUACUCUAGAGAGCAUGCGCAAGCUCAUGGGUGUCUACCUUACGGAUUUGACAUUCAUUGAAGACGGUAUCCCUUCGCUCAUCAAACGUACAAACCUCAUCAAUUUUGCAAAGCGCGCAAAAACGGCAGAGGUAAUUCGUGACAUCCAACAAUACCAGAACGUGCCAUACCCAUUGCAACCGGUGCCCGAGCUGCAAGACUAUAUCCUCACCAACAUGCAAUCUGCGGGCGAUGUACACGAAAUGUACGAAAUGAGUCUGAGCGUGGAGCCGCGAGAGCGCGAGGAUGAGAAGAUUGCAAGGCUUCUCUCCGAGAGUGGUUUCUUGUGAUGAGACUGUUAAUGACGAUGAUACCCCCACCCUACUCUUCCGCUCCAAUCGAAAUUAGCGUUUUGGAACAACCUGGAUCAACGCGGCGUUGGUUCUUUUUUCCUUUCCUUUUCUGGGCGAAAUUUAAGUGGCAUUUGAUUGGUGUGCUUUGGUAUUUAUUUUCAUCGGGACCUUUUUACAGUGCGCGGGUUAUAACGAAUUGGAACGAUAUAUUCGGGUCAUAUUUUUUCCAGAAUGGCGUAUAGUAAGCGCGUUUUUAACGCAUUCCUCAGCGGGGGUAUGGGACUUGGACACGGCGAACCUGCCUCGGGUGGCGAAUAUCACAGCCACGCCGAAUGCAGGAGGAAAGGGGGGCGAGGGCGAAGAAGAAGAAGGAGAAGGAGAAGAGACGGACGGUGAGAUUGUCGGGCUUGUUCUUUUAUUUUUUUACCGGCCAGUUGAAAGACAUUCUUCACUUGUUUUUUAUUCUUGCGAGUGCCCCUGGCACUUAGGGGCGUGGGUUUUGUUUGUUAGGUUCUAAGUAGCGAAAUUUCACACACGCGCGCGUCGUUUAUCUUUGAA